GUGUUAUAUACUCUCUCCUCUUUCUUCUCUGUGCCUAGCCCCUCACUACUCCAUUCCUAUCUUCUCUUAGUCCUUUCUCCCUUCCUCUCUCCAGGUUGUUAUUGCUAGGUUGUUGAAGCCAAGAUGGAGAGGCCUAGAAUUCAAAAAUCCUUCUUAAUGUGGGCUUUGAUUGCUGUGUUAGUUUCUCACAACUUGGCCAUUCCUGUUCUUGGUAGAAGUUUUGCAGAUCAGAAGAAUUAUUACAGUCCUGUUCUUUGUAGAAGCCAUUCCUGUUCGCAUGGGACCCCUUCUCAUGGAACACCGUCUCAUGGAGGUGGCAGUUACGGAACACCAACGACACCGUCUCAUGGAAGCAGCGGAAGCUGCAGCCCACCCCCUGGUGGAAACUACCAACCCACACCAUCUCAUGGAAGCAGUGGAAGCUACAACCCACCUUCUGGUGGAUACUACCAUUCGCCUCCUGAACAUUCCACUCCGGUCAACCCACCAACAACUCCCACUCCGAUCACCCCCACUCCAUUCACUCCCACCCCAACAGUUCCUGAUCUCUCACCUCCAUCGACACCAUCGUUUGAUCCAAAUACUCCAUCGCCCUUCGGUACUUGCAGUUACUGGGGCUCUCAUCCGGGGCUGAUUUGGGGUCUCUUUGGCUGGUGGGGAACGGUAGCAGGCAUAUUCGGAGCGGCCUGCACUCCGAUGAUCUUCUCACCGAGCCUUACUUUGCACCAGGCGCUCACUAACACACGUACCGAUGGGUUCGGCGCACUCUACAGAGAAGGAACAGCUUCAUUGCUUAACUCCAUGGUUAACAGGGGGUUCCCUUUCACAACCCAACAAAUCAAGGAUCGGUUUGCAGCCUCGGUCGUAUCUGAGAAGACAGCAGCAGCUCAAGCCCAGAUUUUCAAGCAGGCUAACGAGGGUCGACUUAAGCUCAGAGCUUGAUUGUAGCCACCAUUAAUGUUAGCUCCUACGUACUUUGAAGUUUGAAGUUCCACUUGCUCCUGUUUAGUGCUUUCUCCUUUGAUUUUUAUUUAUUGAUGUUGCAUGUAUUUUCAUUUGGUUCUGUGUGUUAAUUAGCUCCUAGAUGGACUUCUGGUUUGUUGGUUUCGUGUGAUUUCUGUUACAUUAAGAUGGACAUGGACACCUCUUAGCUUGUUUA
Messenger RNA from Nelumbo nucifera (sacred lotus), 1159 nucleotides. It is a transcript of the gene PDF1, whose product is annotated as protodermal factor 1. The record is from RefSeq and is a predicted model, not a curated record. NCBI's taxonomy places the organism in Eukaryota, Viridiplantae, Streptophyta, Magnoliopsida, Proteales, Nelumbonaceae.